AUUUGAUCGGCGAUUUCUCCGGAGCCCCACAAGAAAUGUAUCGUGUUGUUGCCCAAAAAUCGUACUGGUUACUGCUGUACGUUCUCAAUACACGCAUGCUCUGAGUGGAUCUUGUCGAGCAGGCAUCGUACACCACCUUCUUCCUCAUCUUGUAGACUUCCAGUAGCUCACAAUUAUCUUCAAAUCUCAGAUUAACGAUUAUCCCGAGCGCCCAGAUUUCCAAACGGUAUGCCCGGUAUGGACGGUCCCUCGCCUUCCCCAAGUACAAUGCCUCCACCGGCUUCUGGGGGAAGCAAAAGGCCACGAAACUCCAAUGUCGCAACAUCUGGAGCUGGGCCUUCGCGUGUCAAGAGGAGAAAGGCUGAAGGCGCGAAUGAUACGGACUCAGUAACGGACGGUCGGACCCGCCCGGCGAAUAGUGGAUCUGGGCCGAGUAAAGGGAAGGAGGACGAGUGGGAUGGAGAGCCCGGAGAGAUCGUGACUAAGAUCGACUUUAACAACCUGCCUGUGGAAACAUUAUACAAAUAUCUCCAAGCUCAUGAUCUGUUACCAAGAUUCGAGCCCUCUCCUUGGUCAGAAGAACCUUGCAUUCCUCCCAACUCGCUGUACUCCGCUGCUCCUCUGGCAGCCGCUCAGGGCGAAGGAUCCCCUUCGAAAGAGCGGCCGAGCUCUCCUACGCCCUCCGUGAAGCUCGCCACGGCCGAGGCGACGCCGGCUCCCGGUUCUGAUCAGGUCGAACCUGGUCAGGGCACCAAUGGUCCAGAUCCAUUACCUCCUCCUGAAGGUUUAGGAACAGCCGACGGACAAGCUGAAGAGGGUAAUGUAGAGCCAACCGAUGAAAACAUGGAUGAGAACGUUCCGGCACCUCCCACUACUCGAUCUAAAACACUUCCCAUGCGUAGACCACCUACACCCCCGCCAAGGUCCCCAUCUCCGGUGGAUGUAAAACGAGGAGUCAUCACUUUGUCGGAUGUGGAGGCUGCACGUGCCGUCCUGGCCGAGAAAGCCAACGCUCACUGGAUAAAGGGUCUUGGCGGUGGACAAAACAAGGAAGGGGAAACCAUCGUCAACUUUCUGUAUAAAUUAAAAGCUGGACCUACCCGUCUGCUGAGAGUCUACAAUCCUUGGCCAGCAACAUGAAAGCUGGCUCUCGUAACAAGCUAUCCACUUUACGAUCUGCCAGUCGAGACGGCAUCGGUCUGCAUAGGGGGAUCAUACGGGGGAGAUGAAUUCUUGUGGCUCAUUUCAGGAAUCCACGGUCGUUCUUGGACACUAAGGUACCCGGGUUUGCUGCUCAUGAGCUCCGAUUUUAUCUAAUCUGAGCGGUGAUUGAGCUAAGGAUUUCCGUCGUCGAGCCAGUCUGAUUAGGGACGAACUCGGUCCGGCCUCCAAGUUUUUGAGUGACCCAUUGAUAUUCGCUCUCCGUUGGUAGCUCGAAUUGACCGAAAGCGGCCGUUCCUCCGCCGGCGGUCUCCUUCAGAGCUGUCCAUUUUACCUCCGGCGCAUCAAUUCGGAAAGGAUGUAGCCGCACCGGGUCCCCGCUCGCUGUGAGUGCUUGACCCAAGUCAUCAAUCGAUUUCUUGCAGAA
Molecule: messenger RNA, 1588 nt
Organism: Kockovaella imperatae
Lineage: Eukaryota; Fungi; Basidiomycota; Tremellomycetes; Tremellales; Cuniculitremaceae
Exons: 4
Coding region: 229-1140 (303 amino acids)
Source: RefSeq, a predicted model, not a curated record